GGUUUGCGUAUGCACAGCUGUUCCAUGAUGUGUCUGAUGUAGUGAAAAGAAAUGGUGGGAUUGUAGUUUUGUGUUGCCUUAUAUGUAAUUCUUAACACAGUUAUCAAGUACUUGCAAAACGUAAAGCUCAUAUUGUUAACUAAAUGAUGUAAUGUAUAAUAUAGACUCAAAAUAUUGAUUUUUUUAACGUAUCAGGUUUCAGCUUGUUUGGAUUUUGUUAAGAGAAAAUUAUGUGGAUUAAAAUUUAUAGCUUCUUGACACCAAGUCGUUCGUUUGGAAAGAUCAGUCGGAAUGUUUAUACAAGUAGAAUUUUAUAUGAAACUCAUUAUGAAACUUUGAAAUUACCCAGAAAUUGUACAACUAAAGAUGUGCGGGAUUCUUUCAUCAGAUUAUCAAAACAAUGUCAUCCAGACAAAAAUCAAAGUGAUCCAACUACCACGCAUACACAGUUUGUGAAAAUAAAUGAAGCUUAUAGUGUUCUAAGCCACCCAGAUAGGAGACGUACAUAUGACCUAACUCUCACUCCAGAGGGUGGAUAUAGCCAAAGGCAUGAAAAUACUCACUUUGAUAUGUACACAACCACAUCUCAAAAAGGAGGUUUCAGAGUUUGGAAAGAUCCGUCAUUCUGGGAAUAUCGAGAAGAGAGUCGGCAUGACAGUGGUAAAGACAGAGACUACUAUGGCAUCAAAGGUUUGAAGAGAGUUCAUAAUGGUUGGAUUGCUGUUCUUUGUGUUGUUUUCUCAGCCAUAGGCGUCUGUCUACAGGUUAUCUUGAUUCGUAAAUCAGUGACAUUUAAUCGAGAACAACUGGAUGAACGAAGUCAACAGAUGAACAAGGUGCUGUUACAAGUUCAGAAGCAGGCAGUAUUGCUUGGCAACAAGGUACAGCUUGAGCAUAUGAAGAAUCGUCUCAAUGUAUCAGAAACUUCAAACCAGAAAGUUAUACAAGAGCAUCAGGAAACAUCCGGUGGGGGCACCAAACAAAUGGAACACCUGUACAGUACUUCAGAACCUUCAGUUUUCAUAGUUCCAGGUGCAGAAACUGAGGAAUUGAUGGAAAAUAGUAAUUGUUCUGUACCAACCCUGACAUAUCAAGGAGAAACUCUCCACAAUUUUUAAACGCACAAUAGAGAUACAAUAGAUGAAUUGAAGCUUGAUAUGCUAACAUCGCCAAGCACAGUAGAAGGGGAAAAGACAGAUAUGUCUUCCUCAAAAUGUGUUUGUGUUGCGGCACUUCCCAUAAAUUAUCAGUAACAAGCAUAAAAUAUUUUGGGAUACCUUCAUGCAUACUACAUGUUAAGACACCCUCCACAGUUUAAAGAAUUAUGUCUCAUCUGGAAAUGUCACAGAAAAAUCUCAUUGCAAAUCCCACACACAGAAGUAAUUGUAGUAACAGAACUUUGGGUAGUCUACUGUGAUAUUCAAAGGCAUAAUCCGGUGCCUGAUCGCUUGCUCAAUGGCGAAGAAAUGAAACUUGAUACUCUAAAUGUAGAACUAGAAGCUGUAGAUCUUGAUCCAUAAAUCUGUUGUCCUUUAUAUGGUUUGAUUUUCAAAAUCUGUGAAAGGAAUGUAAUAUAUACUUUGUAUCAUAAAAUUGUAUUAUGACUAACAGAUUCACUUCAAAAUCAUUACUAACAUAUGAUUUUUAUCCUUAUGUAUAAAGUUUAUAAAUAAAUUAUGACUGUAGUUUGUAUAUAUUGUAAAUAUAUUUGUUUGAAAUCAGGGUAUGUUAAUAGAGUAAGAAGAGAAACAAUUACAAUAGUCUUGACUAUGUAAAAAGGGUGGAUAGCACGAGGAUGCUGAGAAGUAUGACCUGCCAAAGCAUCAGUGGACUGCUGCCAGACUACACGGCGUCACAUCCUGGAAGAUUGUACUCUUCAUUGUUACUGCGUUAAGAACUGCAGAUGUGAUACACCAAGACAGUUUAGCCCAGCAGUUUAACAUGUCACAAAGAGAGAAAGUAGCCGAUGAGAAAUCUAAAAGUAACGACGGUGGAACAAAAUAAGAGCUCAGAGACUUUUCAUCCAUCAACCCAGAUAAAGCAGAAACAUAGCUAGGAAGGGGGAGGCAGAAAAGGAGCAGGAAAGAUGUGAUGAUGUAUUGUAAAAUAUAGUAUAUUUAUUAUUUAUUUAUUUUUAAAUAAAAUAAAUAUGACUGGA
Messenger RNA from Cryptotermes secundus, 2158 nucleotides. RefSeq names its product dnaJ-like protein 60. The transcript has 5 exons. The record is from RefSeq and is a predicted model, not a curated record. Lineage: Eukaryota; Metazoa; Arthropoda; Insecta; Blattodea; Kalotermitidae. The coding region runs from base 231 to 1118 and encodes 295 amino acids.